AUGAACUCCAGAAUUUCGCCUGCAACCCAUUUUAACGGUGCCGCCGCACUAAUCCAACGGCGAAAGAACAUUCAUCAAACGACGAAACUUUCCAAGAAGUUACUGAUAGCAGUCAGAAAUAACAUUGUUUUCCGAGCGAUCCAUUUCUCAUAUCCGAUAGAUACGGCUUCUGGAAUAUGGGACGAAGAUCUUGAUGACAUGCCUCGAAAUCCUGCAAUCUUAUUGGACCUCAUGUCAGUCGAGGUAGCAGGCCUCCUGGCUGAUGCCGUUCACACACCUCCCAAGGUCAUCGGCUCAGGCGACGAUGGAGACGAAUCAUUGAAUCGUACAGAUGGGCUGCUGGAAAGAGCACAAUCCAUAGAUGCUUGUCUUACGUCCUGGCCCGAGACAUUGCCCUUACACUGGCAUCCUAUUCGAGUCUCCAAGGACACCAUACCGCAGGAAGUGAUCGACGCUGGAAUAUACGAAGGAAGCUGUGAAAUUUACCCGGACAUUAUGAUCUGCAGCACAUGGAACGACUGGCGAGUCGCUCGUCUCAGAAUCCUUCAUCUCAUUGCCCAGCUUCGUCUCGUCAGUAGCCUCGAUCGUGGUGAAACUGGUGCACGAAUCAUCACUGAGAUAGAAAAGCUAAUGAAUGGCAUUUGCGCUAGCAUACCAUUCUGCCUCGGUAGUCGCACUGAGCCUGCGCCUUUUUACCAGGCUGAUGUGGUUUAUCCUGGACUCAAAGGGCGCUUGGAUUCGAAGGAGCACGAAAAGACUGCCAGUGCAUAUGGAGGAUGGUACUUAUUCCGGCCUUUCAAGGAGUCAUUGCAAUUGGGACCAUAUAUAAGCGAAAGCCAGCAGGAAUGGCUGCAUUCUCAACUUUUGCGCCUUGCGAAAUUGUACGAUAUUGAAAUAUUACUCGCAAUGAGGGGCCGCGCGAAGAUCGCGAAUCAACCACGGCAAGCUUGCAUACAAGAAUUCCAGUAUGAAAAUUGCUCUUCAAAGCUAAUGCUACAACUCUUGAACUUGAAGUUUGAGUGGACAUCUCAUCGGUGUUGUACUACUCAGCUUCAUUUCUCGCCUUCAUUGCAAAGCAAAGAUCCACCCCGAGCCGGCCCCCUUUUCUGGCAAAGGAUAUCCGAAUCAUAA
Molecule: messenger RNA, 1131 nt
Organism: Letharia columbiana
Lineage: Eukaryota; Fungi; Ascomycota; Lecanoromycetes; Lecanorales; Parmeliaceae
Exons: 2
Coding region: 1-1131 (376 amino acids)
Source: RefSeq, a predicted model, not a curated record